AAACGGAGGCCAUUAAUUUCAGAAAGAUUGGGGAGUGAGAGUAAGGUCAACGCGGCGGGUCCAGCUCUCCUCUCUCUCUCGAUCGAAAGGUGGAGGGGGCGUAGCGUGGGGUAGUAGUGGAGAAGCGAUGGAAUCGGUGGGCUCGCUCCCGGUGGCGAAGGUUCAGGCUCUGGCUGCGGCCUCCAAUGGCCUGAACGAGGUCCCUCCGAGGUAUCUCCGGCCCGAAGCCGAGGCGGAUCCCGUCGCCCGUGAUGGCGAUAGUCUCGAGAUCCCGGUCAUCGAUAUGAGUCGACUACUCCAAUCCGAGUCGUCCCGGGACGAGUCCACCAAGCUUAAUCUGGCCUGCGAACAGUGGGGCUUCUUUCAGUUGAUCAACCAUAACAUUCCUAAUGAACUGAUUGAGAGAAUGAAGGUUGUUAUUGAAGAGUUCUUCAAACUUCCUUUAGAGGUAAAGGAGCAAUUUGCUCAGCUGCCGGGCAGUCUUGAAGGUUAUGGUCAGUUAUUUGUCAUUUCUAAGGAUCAAAAACUAGAUUGGGCAGACAUACUUUACUUCAACACCCAACCACUUAACCAGAGAAACACGAGACUUUGGCCCACUCAACCACCCGCAUUCCGGGCUACACUGGAUGAGUACUCACAAGAGUUGAACAAGACAGCAGAUUGUCUAUUGGGUUUAAUAGCCAAGAACCUAGGACUUAAUUCAGAGAUCCUCACCGACAAGACUAAGGAAGGAAUACAAUCGGUCAGGAUAAACUACUACCCACCAUGCCUCCAAGCAGACAAGGUGUUGGGCUUCUCCCCACACUCUGAUGCUGAUCUUUUAACACUGGUCCUUCAAGUAAAUCAAGUUCAAGGGUUACAAAUCAAGAAUAAUGGAAAAUGGGUCCCUGUCAAGCCCCUUCCUGGUGCUUUCAUCGUUAAUGUUGGUGAUGUCUUUGAGAUAUUCAGUAAUGGAAGGUAUAAAAGCAUCGAGCAUAGGGCUGUUGUAAGCACAGAGAAAGAACGGCUUUCAGUUGCAGCAUUUCACAGCCCAAAUAUUGAUGCCAUGAUAGGUCCCCUUCCAGAGCUUGUAAGGGGAAGUGAGUUAAAUUAUAUGACAGUAGACCAUGAGAACUUUAUGAAGCUCUUCUUCUCUGCUAGACUUGAUGGGAAGAGCUUCUUGGAUCGCAUGAAGUUAAGAAAGUGAUCUUAAGUGAAUGAAGAAGUCUGUAUGACUGUUUUCUGAACUUGACAAUUGUUUCAUCGCAAGUGAAUUGCACUUCCUUAAGGCUGCUCUUUAAUAAAAACGAAUUCAGGUUUUACAUUAAUGAAUUCAGUGGACUUGGAAA
Elaeis guineensis (African oil palm) is the source of this 1328-nucleotide messenger RNA. RefSeq names its product S-norcoclaurine synthase 1. Lineage: Eukaryota; Viridiplantae; Streptophyta; Magnoliopsida; Arecales; Arecaceae. The record is from RefSeq and is a predicted model, not a curated record.